UAAAGCACAGCUAUCUCAUUCGCCCAUUCGGCCGCCAGCUGCGAUGCCAGUCGCGCGUCCUAUCUACAUCUAUUAGCACUAAACUUUAAAAUGACGUUCGACACCGAAAGAUUUAUAACCGAAAUUGAAAAUAGACCUGCAAUAUGGGAUACAUCAUCAGAUGAAUAUUCUAACCGCCAUUUGAAGAAAAAGAGUUGGGAAGAAGUUGUACAAAUAUUUAAAGAAAAGGACGGCAUGACUAAACAAGAAAAAAAAUAUAUGGGAGAUGUAUUACAAAAAAAGUGGAAAAGUAUUCGUGGUUGCUUUAUGAGGGAAAUUGCGAGACAAAAAGCGGUAAGGUCAGGAAAUGGUGUUGGACCCCGUAAAAGCGAAUACAUAUACUUUAAACAACUUAAGUUUUUAAAAAAAGUAAUGAUCACAAGACAAUCCACUCAACCAUCCGAAAUCGAAGAGGAACAUUCUCAAAACGAUUUGGAUAUUGAUCAAUCUAGACCACAACAACAACAUAUAAACAAAGGGAUUAAUUCUGAGUCUGGAAAUGAUCCACUCCAAGAGUUCUUAUAUAAACCACUAGAACAAAGAGACAGUUAUGAUUUUGCAGAACAAGACGAGGAUAAAAUGUUUCUGUUGUCACUUGUAUCCACACUUAAAAAAGUACCAGAACAUAAAAAGAUAGCGACAAAAAUAAGAAUGAUGUCUUUACUUGAGGAAGCAACGCAGACCACCUCGCAUACUUAUUAUGAAUAGUCCCAAAAUCAUUAAUUUAUUCCAGAACUAUCCGCCUCAACAUUUACAUAAAUACCAUCCUGGUUAUUUAACUUGUCAUGGAGCAACCGACUCCAGAAGAUUAUCAUUCGGCAUUACUUGUACAACAUCUACGAUCAAUGA
This is a messenger RNA of Papilio machaon (common yellow swallowtail), 888 nucleotides long. RefSeq lists its product as uncharacterized. The transcript is spliced from 2 exons. NCBI's taxonomy places the organism in Eukaryota, Metazoa, Arthropoda, Insecta, Lepidoptera, Papilionidae. Gene Ontology annotation, cellular component: transcription regulator complex; nucleus. Gene Ontology annotation, biological process: regulation of transcription by RNA polymerase II. The record is from RefSeq and is a predicted model, not a curated record. Bases 91 to 747 code for a protein of 218 amino acids. Gene Ontology annotation, molecular function: DNA binding.